AUGUUCCCUGAACGCAGCACCAGACCAAAGCAGCCGCUCGUCGAGGUUUGUCUCCAAUGACAGCAGCCUGCUAGCUAAAGUCAUGGCGUUGCUCAAACAAAGCUGCUGUGUCGCUGGUCGUUUCUCCACAAGCCAUCUGUGGAUGAGCCCCAGAUGUUUCCCACAUGGUUACACCAGCAGUCUCACAACCGUGGCCAAGUCCUCUCCGGACCGAGCUGACAGGAAGAAGGAGCUUCUGUCUGAGGACGGACCCGACCUGCAGGACUUCAUAUCGGGGGAUCUGUCGGAGAAAAGCAAGUGGGCAGAGUACAGAGGCAACCUGAGGAGAGAGAAGGGAGAGAGGCUGCGACUUCCACCGUGGCUGAAGACGGAGAUCCCCAUUGGAAAAAACUACAAUAAGCUGAAGAACACACUGAGAGACCUCAACCUGCACACAGUGUGUGAGGAGGCCAGGUGUCCUAACAUUGGGGAAUGCUGGGGAGGGGGAGAGUACGCCACAGCCACGGCCACCAUCAUGCUGAUGGGGGACACAUGUACCCGUGGGUGCAGGUUCUGCUCUGUAAAGACGGCCCGCCAGCCCCCACCACUGGACCCAGACGAGCCCCACAACACAGCCAAGGCGAUCGCUGCCUGGGGGCUGGAUUACGUGGUUCUCACCUCAGUCGACAGAGAUGAUAUUGCUGACGGAGGGGCGGAGCACUUUGCUAAGACUGUCUCCAACCUAAAAGAAAGAGGCCCUCAGAUCCUGGUUGAAUGUCUGACCCCUGAUUUUCGUGGGGACCUGGCAGCAGUAGAGAAGAUCGCUCUGUCGGGGUUAGACGUGUAUGCCCACAAUGUGGAGACCGUACGGGAGCUCCAAAGGCACGUGCGUGACCCCAGAGCGAAUUUUGACCAGUCUCUGAGCGUCCUGAAGCACGCCAAAAAGGUCAAACCCACUGUGCUCACCAAGACGUCCAUCAUGCUGGGGCUGGGGGAGACUGACCAACAGAUACUUGACACCUUGACUGAGCUGCGAGAGGCAGGAGUGGACUGUCUAACACUGGGUCAGUACAUGCAACCCACUAAACGUCACCUAAAGGUGGAGGAAUACGUCACUCCAGAGAGGUUUGCCCACUGGGAGAAAGUUGGGAAUGAUAUGGGCUUCGCCUACACUGCCAGCGGGCCACUGGUGCGAUCCUCCUACAAAGCAGGCGAGUUCUUCCUGAAGAAUCUACUGAACAAGAGAAAAGCAGAAGUUACAAUAGCAGAAUAAAAAGCCCCAAACCAGCAGCUUUGGUCCUCUAACUAUACACAUUUACUGUCACAAGCUUUACUCCUGUAGCACAGGAAACACAUUCAAACAUAUAUGAGUAGUAACAAAGUUGUUCAAGUCACAAAAAAUACACUGGUGACAUUAAAUAUGAGUAAAGAGUUGACAUUAACAAGACUCACGUAAGUACAGGGACCAUUGCUUUCCACUGUCUACAUUUUAGGGAGAGGGGAUCAAAGAGAACAAGCAGCAGGCAGAGGCCUGCAGAUAUGUAGAUAACCCGGGGUGCAGACUCUGUGUACUGCCCAGAGAAAGGCAACAUGGUGUUAGUCAUUUGCAAUCUCUGCACCCCAGAGGGGGGAGGGCCCUAAAUCACAUCCACCAUGAAUUCCCUCCCCUCAGGGGUCCUGGACUUCAGGUAAAGAGCAGCUGACCUCUAACCACGUGCUCCGUUUAUGAGCUCUUUGAUGUCUGCGGCUUCAGGACGGAUGAUUUAAUGAAGCAAGAGGGGAAUUUUGGGGGGGAGCUGAGGAUUCUUGCAGUAGCUUCAGGGUGAAAUUGUGUUUGAUACUGAAAACUGAAGACUUGUAACACUGUCAAACGCUCCGUUUUAAAUUAUUGCAUUACAAAAAGUACAAUUUGAAUUUUGAAUCAAAAGAGACACUUAUCGGCCAAUUUGGGCUCAAAUUGUACUUUUUAAUAACGUAAUAAAACACCUGGACAAGAAAGAUGUGCAUUUGUUUUACACACUGGUUGUUUAGACAAAAUAAAUCCUACAAAUGUAAAUGUAUAUUUUAAAGAAUUAAAAAUGUUUAGUUCACA
Molecule: messenger RNA, 2071 nt
Organism: Morone saxatilis (striped sea-bass)
Lineage: Eukaryota; Metazoa; Chordata; Actinopteri; Moronidae
Gene: lias
Product: lipoic acid synthetase
Exons: 11
Coding region: 83-1252 (389 amino acids)
Biological process (GO): lipoate biosynthetic process
Cellular component (GO): mitochondrion
Molecular function (GO): 4 iron, 4 sulfur cluster binding; lipoate synthase activity
Source: RefSeq, a predicted model, not a curated record